UACAAGAUUCUUCACAAGAUUCUCUGUAUAGUGAAAUUUGUGAUUCUAUACAAAAAGAAUUAAAAAUUGAUCCGUUAUCUGUAGAAUCGUUAUUUGAUAAUUUAUCAAAUAAAAAACGAAAAAAACCUCAUCCUUUACGUCAAUAUCUUGAACCAAGUGAUAGUGGUCUUUUUGUUUGUUGUAAACAGUGUUCAGUUCAAUGGCAAAAAUCAUCAGGAAUUAGUACAAUUAAAGCACAUUUUAAAAAAUUUCAUACAGACAUUUAUAAUCAAUUAGAGUUAGAUAUUAAAAAAACUAAACCCAUUCAACCUUAUGGAAUAGAUAACGAAUUAAAAGUUAAACGUAUUACUUAUCUUCUUAUAAAAUGGAUUAUCUGUAAUCAACAAUCUUUUAUAGUCGUCGAAGAUCCUAGUUUUGUUGAACUUAUUGAAGAACUUGAUGAACGAUAUCGAUUACCAUCUCGUCAAACUGUAUCUAUUCAAAUUGAAAAUAUUUAUCAAAAACAACAAUUAUUAGAUAUGAUGGAUAUUCUUGUUGCAUCAAAUAAUUCUUUAAAAACAAAUUAUCCAACCGAAUUAGAAUGGUCAGAAAUUGAUGAAAUCUAUCAUCUCCUUAACCCUAUUUACCAAGCGACUUUGAUGCUUUCAUCAUCAAGCCAUCCAACCUUAGGAGAUCUUUAUUUAAUAUUCACUACAAUUAAUAGGUCUCUUGAAGAAAUUAUUAAUAAUACAAUUAAAGAAACUACACCAAAACUCGUCGCUACAGCUAUGUUAAUUAAACUUGACGAGUAUUGGCAAAAAUUAGAUCAAUCAUCCUUUAUGAUUGCACCACUUGAUCCAAACAUUAAGCUUUCCUUAUACGACUCGGAAAAACAACAUAAAGCUCAACAAUAUAUAGAAAAUCUUUAUUCAAAAUAUAUUACCUCUAAUGCUAGUUCGUCAUCCCAAACAGAUACCUUAAAAUUAACUUCACGCGAUUAUUUUAAAAAAGCACUUAGGCGUCCAUUUAAUUCUCCUGGUGUAACAAGCGAAUUACGAAAUUAUCUUAUGUCCUCAGAAGUUGAUUGUGAAGUAUUAUCAUGGUGGAAAGCUCACGCAAAUAAUCAAAAUUACAAAAAUGUAGCAAAAAUGGCUCAAGACUACCUGUGCAUACAAGCUACUAGUGUACCAAGUGAACAGGUAUUCUCUGUUGCUAAACAUACCAUAAAUCCUUUACGUAACCGUUUAGAUCCAGAAAAAGCACGGGCAACUCUCUGCCUUAAAAGUUGGUAUGAAUCUGGU
Cetraspora pellucida is the source of this 1280-nucleotide messenger RNA. Lineage: Eukaryota; Fungi; Glomeromycota; Glomeromycetes; Diversisporales; Gigasporaceae. The record is from the annotation of a GenBank genome assembly.